GCUUUUUGUUUAUUGUUUAGAAAUUAGUACUUAAACUAAAAAAACUGAAUCGGAGGAUUAAUACAAAAAAAAAAAAAAAAAAACUGAGUCGACUCUAACGAGUUGUCUCGAGUUGGACUCAGUUCUCUUCAUUCCUAAAACCUCGAAACUCUUUGGUUCCUCGUCCCUUUCAGAUCUUACAUUGAUUAGAACAAAUUCGAAUUCGAAGCUCAAGCUCAAUCAACACCGUUCAAUUUGAUUCCUUUUUUAUUAAGAUUUUUGUUUUUUAUGCUAUAAAUAAGCAAGAUGGGGUUGUUGUGUUGAUGUAAAAUUCACUGAGUGUGUAAUUUUACUAGAGAUUGAAAAUUUUGAUAUUUGGUGGUUCUGUUGAUUGAUGAUUGUUGUGGUGGAAGUGAUUGGUGUUGCUUUUACACAUUCAAUAGCAUUAUUGGCUCUGAAGAAGAAGAAAAAGGAGAUUUUUUCCUUCUGGGUUUGUUUAUGUCUCGAAAACUAGAGAGUCCAGUUCAGACCCAGAUGGCAGUUGCAGUGAUGAGGAGUCCUCUUGGGAGGGAGUAUCAUGGGAGUCAGAGUCAGAAUCAAAGCCAGAGGCAACCUGCUGGGAGGAGACGCGUGUUCGUCCAAACCGAUAAGGGUUGUGUGCUUGGUAUGGAAUUGGAUCGCGGGGACAAUGUACAUACCGUUAAGAGGAGGUUGCAGCUUGCUCUUAAUGUUCCUGUUGAAGAGAGUUCUCUUACUUUUGGUGAUAUGGUCUUGAAGAAUGACCUUAGUGCUGUUCGGAAUGAUUCGCCUCUUUUAUUGACGAGGAGUUUGCUUCAUAGAAGCUCAUCAACUCCUUGUUUGUCUCCAACUGGGAGGGAUAUCCAGCAAAGGGAUAAGAGCGGUCCUAUUGAGAUAUUGGGGCAAUCCACACGCCUUGAUGUAAUGAAACUCAUGGCUAAGGAUAUUGUGAAGGCGAUUAAGAUGGGGAUCGAUCCGGUUCCUGUUAAUGGUGGGCUUGGAGGUGCGUAUUAUUUUAGGGAUUGUAAUGGGGAUAGUGUUGCUAUUGUGAAACCGACUGAUGAGGAGCCUUUUGCGCCGAAUAACCCUAAAGGUUUUGUUGGUAAAGCUCUUGGACAGCCGGGGUUGAAACGAUCUGUUCGGGUUGGGGAGACGGGUUUUAGGGAGGUUGCGGCUUAUCUUUUGGACUAUGAUCAUUUUGCUAAUGUGCCUCCUACUGCCUUGGUGAAGGUUACUCACUCGAUCUUCAAUGUCAAUGAUGAAGUCAAUGGGAAUUGUUUCCGGAGAAAGAGACUGGUUAGCAAGAUUGCUUCUUGUCAGCAGUUCAUACAUCAUGAUUUUGAUGCUAGUGAUCAUGGUACGUCGAGCUUCCCGGUUGCUUCGGUGCAUCGUAUAGGGAUAUUAGAUAUUAGGAUUCUUAACACAGAUAGACAUGCUGGAAACUUGUUGGUUAGAAAAGUUGGUGAUGGCAUUGGAACUUUUGGUCAGGUGGAGCUAAUUCCUAUUGAUCAUGGGCUCUGUCUGCCAGAAACUUUGGAGGAUCCUUAUUUUGAGUGGAUUCAUUGGCCUCAAGCUUCCAUUCCGUUUUCCGAUGAGGAGCUUGCCUACAUUCGUGAUCUAGACCCUGCUCAUGACUGCGAGAUGCUUCGAAUGGAGCUGCCAAUGAUUCGAGAGGCUUGUCUCAGAGUGCUGGUGCUCUGCACCAUUUUUCUCAAAGAGGCUGCUGAAUUUGGUCUUUGUCUUGCUGAAAUUGGCGAGAUGAUGACUCGCGAGUUCCACAGGGGUGAGGAGGAGCCUAGUGAACUUGAGGUUGUUUGUUUAGAGGCAAAGAGGAUGUUGGCAGAGAGGGAGGAACUAUCUCCAAGGACUGAGGUGGGAGAUGACGAGUUCUUCUUUGAUAUUGACUGUGAUGAAGGUGGAUCAGACUCCACUCCAAAGAUGGCAAUGGAGGAUCCUUUAAUCAGAGAAAUUUUUCAGCAUGCACCUGGAAAUGGGCACAUGCGCAGCCCACUUUCCAAAUUGGAUGAGAGCAUUGAGGAGGAAGAGGAUGAAAAUGAUGAAGAAUCUCCUCAAGAAUUUGGUACUUUUUCUGCUCAAGAAAAAGUUGCAACUAUUCCGGAGAUUACUGUAUCACUGAAAAAUACCAUGUUAGCCGAAAAAAAGCAGAAACACUCUGGAGGAAAACUGGAUAACGGUUACUUUACAUCAUCUGGCCAUAGGAGUGCCAAUGAGCAGCUUCCUGCAAGCAUAAGCUUCGUAAUGCUUGCAGAUAUGACCGAGGAUGAUUGGACAUUGUUUCUUGAGAAGUUUCAAGAGUUGCUGUAUCCGGCAUUCGCCAAGAGGAAAUCUAUAACCUUAGGACAGAAGCAGAGGCAGAGGCUUGGUACUUCGUGCCAGUUUUGAAGUUGAGUUAUAUGUUUGGAUGAGAGAGGGAACUAGCCUUUACAGGUUGCAGGGAUUGCAGGAUUGUUAGAAAUAUUAGUUCUUGUUUGACAUUUGGAUGAGGGUAGCAAAAACCACUGUAAAUAUGUUGUUUGCAUCUUGAUCUUAUGAUUUCAUUUCUUCUUUUUUUAUUUUUAGUUCCCCCCUCCUUGUUGUUUACCUUUGACUUGUCUGAUAAAUAAUUUGUAGGAUAAAUUUGUGAAAUGAAUGAAAUUUAUGUAUAUAAUGAAUGA
Molecule: messenger RNA, 2672 nt
Organism: Medicago truncatula (barrel medic)
Lineage: Eukaryota; Viridiplantae; Streptophyta; Magnoliopsida; Fabales; Fabaceae
Product: phosphatidylinositol 4-kinase gamma 5
Exons: 2
Coding region: 478-2400 (640 amino acids)
Source: RefSeq, a predicted model, not a curated record